Messenger RNA from Ostreococcus tauri, 1483 nucleotides. RefSeq names its product Pyridoxal phosphate-dependent transferase, major region, subdomain 2. The record is from RefSeq and is a predicted model, not a curated record. Gene Ontology annotation, molecular function: pyridoxal phosphate binding; carboxy-lyase activity. The annotation marks the transcript as partial. Lineage: Eukaryota; Viridiplantae; Chlorophyta; Mamiellophyceae; Mamiellales; Bathycoccaceae. Gene Ontology annotation, cellular component: cytoplasm. The transcript has a single exon. Gene Ontology annotation, biological process: carboxylic acid metabolic process.
GCUUCGCUUUCUAGACGAAAUCGCGACGCACAUGGUUGAGUACUACCGCAACUCCGCGCGCGCCGCCGACCCGGUCAGUACGUACAACUCUCCGCUCGCCCUUCACGAAAAGUUCAAGGAGGUGGGUAUUCCGUUGGCCAUCGGUACGGGUGAGGAGCCGGUCUCGAUGAGCUUACUCACCACCGCGAUGAACACGGUGAUCCAGAACAGCGCUCGCACCUCGCACCCAAUGUUCAUGAACCAGCUCUACGCCGGAGUCGAUCCGAUCGCACUCGCCGGCGAAUGGGCUUCGAGCGCUAUGAACUCGAACGUGCACACCUACGAGGUCGCGCCCGUCUUUACGGAGAUUGAGCGCUCGAUGCUCGCCAAGGUUGCGACUUUGUGGCUCGGUGAGAACGCCGAUGGAACAACACCCAAUCACGACGGUUUGUUUGUCCCGGGAGGUUCCAUCGCCAACUUGUACAGUAUCAUUUUGGCCCGAGAGCGUGUGUGCCCGGAGGCGAAGAAGACCGGCAUGCCGCCCGGUUACGUCGCCUUUUGCUCGGAGCAGUCGCACUACUCGUACAAGAAGUGUGCUCACAUGGUUGGCCUUGGUAUGGACAACAUGAUCAAGGUUGACUGUGGUCCGAACGGCGCCAUGUUACCCGAAGCGCUCGAACGCGCGGUUGCCGAAGCCAUCGCUGCCGGUAAGAAGCCUUUCUACGUCGGAGCCACUGCGGGCACCACCGUUCUCGGCGCGUACGAUCCGUACGACGCGCUGGCUGAUCUCUGCGAAAGAAACAACAUGUGGUUGCACGUCGAUGGAGCAUGGGGUGGUGCGGCCAUUCUCUCUAAGCGGCAUAAGCACUUGAUGAAGGGCGCUGAACGCGCUGAUAGCUUCUGCUGGAACCCUCACAAGCUGCUCGGCAUCCCGUUGCAGUGCUCGAUCGUUCUCAGCAAGCAUGCCGGCUCCUUCAUGGCUGCCAACUCUUAUAAGGCUGAUUACCUUUUCCAACCGGACAAGCUUGACUCCGAGGCCGACCUCGGUGACCGAACUAUUCAGUGCGGCCGCAAGUCCGACGCCCUCAAGUUGUGGCUCGCGUGGAAGUACCGCGGCGACGCAGGCUGGGAACGACUCGUGGACCAUUCAUUUGCCCUCGCAAAGUUCGUUGAAACGGAAGUCGUUUCGGACCAAACCGGCGCGUGGGCGCUCGCCGCUCCCGCGCAGUGCGCAAACGUCGGCUUCUGGUACGUGCCGAAGCGUCUUCGUCCGUUCAACAAGGAGACUGCUACGCCCAAGCAAAUGAAGGAGCUCGCGAAGGUUGCCCCGAAGCUCAAGGACCGAAUGCAACGCGCGGGCUUGGCCAUGAUUGGUUUCCAGCCAGUCCCCGCGUUCGGUCUUCAGAACUUCUUCCGUUUGGUGUUGCCGAACCCGCGACACAACAGUGAAUCUAAACUGCGCGAACUCAUGCACCAGAUGGACAAACUGGGCGAAGACCUGUGA